CUCUAUUUCCCAUCAUCAUCACAUCAUUCAUUCCCAUUUUCAAAAUGGGAUUUUUUCAAGCUAUUGCCACCUUUAUCAUCUUCUCACAGUUAUCUGCUAAUUCUAAUAGCUUUGAUUUGACAAAACAAGAGAUGACUUGCAAUAUGUACCAAGGGAAAUGGGUGUAUGAUGACUCCUUUCCUCUCUACAACUCAUCGGCAUGCCCUUUUAUCCGCAAGGAAUUCGAUUGCAUCAAGUAUGGCCGCCCCGAUCACCUCUACCUUAAAUAUAGAUGGCAGCCGAGCAAUUGCCGGUUGCCGAGAUUUGAUGGAGAGUCAUUUUUGAAGAGAUUCAAUGGGAAAAAGAUAAUGUUUAUUGGAGACUCUCUAAGUCUCAACAUUUGGCAAUCGUUGAUAUGCAUGCUUCAUGCUGCUGUGCCAAAUUCCAACAUAAUCAGACAAGAGUUGAACAACAACACCAUUUCUUCCGUUGAAUUCCAGGAUUAUGAUGUGUCUGUGUUGCUGUUUCAUUCACUGUAUUUGGUGGACGUUGAUGAGGAGAAAAUUGGCAGAGUUCUGAAUCUGAACUCAAUGAAGAAUGGGAAUCUAUGGAAGAACAAUGAUGUUUUAGUUUUCAACACUUGGCUUUGGUGGUACCGAAGAGGACCGAAGCAACAGUGGGAUUAUAUCAAAGUGGAAGGGAAGAUAGUGAAAGACAUGGAUCGUAUGACUGCAUUUAGAACAGCUUUGACAACAUGGGCUAAAUGGGUUGAUUCAGAUGUGGAAACUGAUAAAACUAAAGUUAUAUUUCAAGGGAUCUCUCCUUCACACUACCAUGGUUCGGACUGGGGCGAGCCGGGAGUGAAUAAUUGCAUGAAGGAGAUGAAACCAUUCAAUGGAACAGUUUAUCCAGUAGGGUUGCCUGAGGCAGCAUAUGCGGUUAAAGGGGUGAUAAGUGGCAUCAAGAAGCCUGUUCAUUUAUUGGAUAUCACAGCUUUGUCUCAACUGAGAAAAGAUGCGCACCCUAGCUUUUAUAAUGCCUUUAGAGGGAUGGAUUGCACCCAUUGGUGUGUGGCUGGCCUUACAGAUACUUGGAAUGAACUUUUGUAUUUAGCUCUCCUCAGUUUUUAGCAGAUGUGAGAUGAAAUAGAGGCAGUAUAAAUUUGUUAUUAGAAACAUUUGACAAACAAUAAAGAGCAUAAACAAUGAAAAUAUAAUGGAGGGUAUUCCCCAAGAGCAAACCUUAUAAUAAAUAUAACAUGUAUACAUAAGAAUACAAUAGCGUAUUUUCCAUGUAUUGUAUACCUGCAUAA
Hibiscus syriacus is the source of this 1291-nucleotide messenger RNA. Its product is annotated as protein trichome birefringence-like 38. Gene Ontology annotation, molecular function: O-acetyltransferase activity. The record is from RefSeq and is a predicted model, not a curated record. Bases 45 to 1109 code for a protein of 354 amino acids. The transcript has 6 exons. Gene Ontology annotation, cellular component: Golgi apparatus. Lineage: Eukaryota; Viridiplantae; Streptophyta; Magnoliopsida; Malvales; Malvaceae.